GCGGGCAGCAGCCGAGUCAGGGCCGUCCGGGGGCGCGGCCGGCGAUGCCUGCAGCCCCCGCCGCGCCCCGCCGGGCCUGCUGAGCCGCCCCCGGGCCGGGGUCGCGCCGGGCCGGGCCGCGCCCGGGGCGGGGCGGCGCUGCCUGCAUGACCCUCCGGCGGCGCGGGGAGAAGGCGACCAUCAGCAUCCAGGAGCAUAUGGCCAUCGACGUGUGCCCCGGCCCCAUCCGUCCCAUCAAGCAGAUCUCCGACUACUUCCCCCGCUUCCCGCGGGGCCUGCCCCCGGACGCCGGGCCCCGCGCCGCUGCGCCCCCGGACGCCUCCGCGCGCCCGGCCGCGGCCAGUGCCGGCCGCCGCAGCCCCUCCGACGGCGCCCGCGAGGACGACGAGGAUGUGGACCAGCUCUUCGGAGCCUACGGCUCCAGCCCGGGCCCCAGCCCCGCGCGGCCGCCCGCCAAGCCGCCGGAGGACGAGCCGGACGCCGACGGCUACGAGUCGGACGAUUGCACCGCCCUGGGCACGCUGGACUUCAGCCUGCUGUACGACCAGGAGAACAACGCCCUCCACUGCACCAUCACCAAGGCCAAGGGCCUGAAGCCGAUGGACCACAAUGGGCUGGCAGACCCCUACGUCAAGCUGCACCUGCUGCCAGGAGCCAGUAAGGCAAAUAAGCUCAGAACAAAAACUCUCCGUAACACUCUGAACCCCACGUGGAACGAGACCCUCACUUACUACGGGAUCACAGACGAAGACAUGAUCCGCAAAACGCUGCGGAUCUCUGUGUGUGACGAGGACAAAUUCCGGCACAAUGAGUUCAUCGGGGAGACACGCGUGCCCCUGAAGAAGCUGAAAGCCAACCACACCAAGACCUUCAGUAUCUGCCUGGAGAAGCAGCUGCCGGUGGACAAGACCGAAGACAAGUCCCUGGAGGAGCGGGGCCGCAUCCUCAUCUCCCUCAAGUACAGCUCGCAGAAGCAGGGCCUGCUGGUGGGCAUCGUGCGGUGCGCACACCUGGCCGCCAUGGACGCCAACGGCUACUCGGACCCUUACGUGAAAACAUACCUGAGGCCAGAUGUGGACAAGAAAUCCAAACAUAAGACAGCGGUGAAGAAAAAAACCCUGAAUCCGGAGUUUAACGAGGAGUUCUGUUACGAGAUUAAGCAUGGGGACCUGGCCAAGAAGUCCCUGGAGGUCACCGUUUGGGAUUACGACAUUGGAAAAUCCAACGAUUUUAUUGGUGGCGUGGUUCUGGGCAUCAACGCCAAGGGGGAGCGCCUGAAGCACUGGUUUGACUGCCUGAAGAACAAGGACAAGCGCAUCGAGCGCUGGCACACACUCACCAGCGAGCUCCCGGGGGCCGCGCUCAGCGACUGACGCCCGCCUGCCACUGCCACCCCCACCACCACCUGCGCCCAGCACGGCCGGCCCAGGCUUCCCCAGCAGCCACCAAGGCCUGUGGCCCCCACACUGGGGGAUCCAGAACCCCUGCUUGGACCCAGAGCCACUGCAGUCCCCGCUCGGAGGAUGUGGAGGGCUCAGCCACUCUGGGACGGGGAGGGCAGGCAGCUAGGGGUACUCUCAGCCCUCUGGGGCCCAAGGGGCUGAUGGUGGAAGGAGACCUCAGCACCUGCCCAGGGGAAGGGGACAGGCCCAUCCGGGAGCAAAGACCUUCUGGAGGCCAGCCCAGGCUGAGGGGACAGGAGUGUGGGGGCACCCUGGGGGACAGUGGGAACAGAGGAGGGAGGUGGUGAGCAGACAGACAGGUGGAGGACGGGACCUUGAAGACCGACUGCUCCAGCCCAAGGAAGGCUGACCGCAUCCCUCAUCUCCAUCGCUGCUGGGCCGAUGGAGGAAAGUCUGCGGAGUUCCCGGAGGCUCCUGAUGAGGGUAAAUUGGCACAGGCUUCCACAGUGAUUCCACAAGCCCUGCGGGAGGGUGAGACACAGGGCCUGCCCUCAGGGAGUUUCUGUCUAGUCAGGGAGCUGGGAACAAACCACUGCAACUGGGGCGAGAAAUACCGAGACCAGCCUGGCCAGUCUGCAAAUACCACGGACUCUGCUGACUGCUGGGAGGUCAGGGAAGGCUUCCUGGAGGAAGCGGUGCUUCUGUAAGGCCUUGGAGGGUGAGUGGGGAGUUCUAGGUCUAAAAAGGCCUGGAGGAGAGAGAAGGCCAAUGGGGCUGGGAACUGUGGACCCAGGGUCUCCUCUCCGAGGCAGGGUUUGUUAGGAAGGUGUGAGGCUCGAGGCAGGAGGUGGGGGAAGUGAUGGAAGCACCAGGAUAAACUGGUGCUGGUGCGGGGCCAAGUUCAGACCUCAGACCCAAGUCUCCCACUUUGAUCUCUUUCCACUCCUGAGGGACCUGGAGGACGGAGCCCGCCACUCCUUCCCGGCGUAAGCAUCAGGUCAACUGCAGUGGAGAAAGGGUCCCUUGUGCUUGGAGAAAAAGCAAAAGCUAUACGUCCUCCCUCUGCCCUUUCCCUUCCCCUCCACUUCCUGGCUCACACUGAGUACUGGGGGCCUCCAGGUGCUUGCUCAUGGCAUCUUGGUCCUACCACCACCACAGAUGUCCCUUCUGGGAGUAAUCAGUGGCAGUCCAGGGCCUUGUCUCUGGGGAGGCCUGUGGGGCUGGCUCCACCCUCCAGGAGCUGAGCAGGAAUCGCCCUGCCUGGUGGGCCUGUCUGCUUCCCUGAGUUCGGCUCUGCAGGAGGCUUGAGAGUAUCUGAGUCUUGGGGCCCAUGCCUGAAGCCCACAAACUUUCCCUGCCUACCAAGGGGCCCCCAGGAACACUGGGUGAACAAAUGCAGAGCCAAGGUGUUGCACAGCCAGACUCCUUUUGCUCAGCCCAUCAGCGUGUGAUGGAAACAGAGGCCCAGAGAGGUUAGGUGACCUGCUCAGGGCCUUCCAGCCCCCACAGGGCUGUGGAUCCACAGCCCCCAGCCCAGAAUGCUGGACCCGACACUUCAGGGGAAUUGCUGUGCUGAGCUCACAUGAGAGAGGUCCUGCUAGCUGCUAGCCUGGGGCUCACCCGCCUGCUGCCCACCCCUUCAACACCGUUAGAGGGACUGACAGGCACGAUGGUGGGAACUUCCACUGCAGACACAAAGCACACCACCACCUGAGGUGCAGGGUCAUGAUUUGAAUCCCACCAAGUGCCCAUCAUGCCUUUCCCAGGUUGCAGGGAAAACAGGACCCCAGCCCCACACGGUCCCUGGCCACCUGCUGCUCAUGGAACCUUGUCUGCCCACCUUUAGGAAGGGUUUUGUGUGUGAAAGCGUUUGCAUGCACUUGUCUGGACGCAUCUUCACAGCCCUGCAAGGUGGAUUUGAUUCUCAUCCCCAUCUUGCAGGUGAAACAUGUUCCCAGAGUCUGAGUAGUUUGCCAAGGCCACAGAGCCAGGAAGGGGUGAGCCAGGACUCAAACCCAGGUCUUAUGACUGCCACUUUCUCUCUCUGGGGGUCGGUACCCCCAGUCCCUUCCCUCCUGGUCUGUCAGAGACUCAGCGGAGACCCCAGGUGUAGGCUCAGUAAGCUCGGUGCAUGAUGGAGACCUGGGGUCUUGCCACUGUCCUGCCUCCUCGUCCGCUGGCUUUGAAACCAUCUGUGCUACUUCAGGCUUCCCCAGAGGUGCCUAACCAGGCCCCAAAAUUCAGCCACCCCACCCUAGCCUCUGGGGGCUGAGGCAAGGGCCCCUCUUUUCUCCACACAGAAUGGGCAUCCUCGGGGGGCCUAAGGUAAGAGGUGGUCUAUUUCUAAAAGGCCUGGUGUCUACGUAAGUUCUGGGCAUCGUCUUAGCUUUGCUUUUUUUGUGGGUCUCAUUCAGAGAGGAGACUUGACAGCCUCUCUGAAGACACAGAAGUGAAUGUCAAAGCUAGAAGAGGCUGCACCCUCCACCCAGCAUGACUUCCUUAUAGGCACAUGGGGAACUUGGGGCCUGUGGGUGGACGGGGCCUGCUGGGGCACAGCUGGGGCAAGAACCCAGAGCUCCAGCCCCCCAGUCCAGGGCCCUCUACCGCCCAGGCUGCACAAAUGGGGCUGGGCCUGACAGACGGGGAGUCAGGCUGGGAGGCGGGCUCACUGGCCAUCCCGGGGGCAGCACGGGCACUCGGGCAGGAACCCCCCAGGAAGUUCGGAAACUUCCUUCCCCAGGAUCCCAGCACCCUUCUAGAUCCCGUGCAGAUUGUCUUUCUGUUAAAGCGCUUUGAGGCCGGGCGGGAUGGCUCCCGCCUGUCAUCCCAGCACUUUGGGAGUUCGAGGCGGGAGGAUCACCUGAGGUCGGGAGUUUGAAACCUGCCUGGCCAACAUGGCGAAACCCCGUCUCUACUAAAAAUACAAAAAUUAGCCGGGCGUGGUGGCGCGUGCCUGUAGUCCCAGCUACUCGGGAGGCUGAGGCAGGAGAGUCGCUUGAACCCGGGAGGUGGAGGUUUCAGUGAGACAAGAUCACAUCACUGCACCAGCCUGGGCGACAGAGCGAGACUCCGUCUCAAAGAAAAAAAACCCACAAAAAAAACGCUUUGAGAAGCUGCAGAAGCGGCUCUGCCUUUGACCCCGAACGGGCAUCUUUACUGGGGUCCAUCAGCCCCACAAAGACAGGAAAUCUGAUGCCAAAAAAAAAAAAAAAA
This is a messenger RNA of Macaca mulatta (Rhesus monkey), 4616 nucleotides long. RefSeq names its product double C2 domain beta (gene DOC2B). Gene Ontology annotation, biological process: exocytosis; regulation of calcium ion-dependent exocytosis; spontaneous neurotransmitter secretion. The record is from RefSeq and is a predicted model, not a curated record. NCBI's taxonomy places the organism in Eukaryota, Metazoa, Chordata, Mammalia, Primates, Cercopithecidae. Gene Ontology annotation, cellular component: synapse; membrane.